AUGAACACCCUGGGGCAGGACAAGGAGUUCCAGCCAGCCGGGAGCGCGGAUGUCCGGUGUCUGCGCACAGCUCUUCCAGGGGCUCAAGCCGCCCGGGAGGACAAUAGCGGCAGGCAUGCCACCACUAUGAAGUCCAGCCCACCAGGAGCCAGCACAAAGAAGCAGUCUGUGCACUCAGCUCCCCCGGGACCAGUUGGCAUGAUGGGACCUGGCAUGCAGGUAUUUGGCAAUUCUUCACUUGAAAACCCUACCCUGUGGAUCAACAACAGUGCUGCUCCCUUCUUGCUGAGUGGCUUCCUGGGUGCAGAGGCAGUUCACAACUGGAUCUCUCUUCUCUUCCUUAUCAUCUACCUCUCCAUCCUUUUGGGCAAUGGCACCCUUCUCUUUCUCAUUUGGAACGACUCCAGUUUUCAUGAGCCCAUGUACUACUUCUAGGCUAUGCUGGCAGGCACAGACCUUGGGAUGACACUAACCACAAUGCCCACAGUCCUGGGUGUCCUGUGGCUGGACCAGAGGGAAAUUGCUCAGGGUGCCUGUUUCACUCAGUCCUACUUCAUUCACACCUUGGCCAUUGUGGAAUCGGGUGUCUUGCUUGCCAUGGCCUAUGACCGAUUCAUCACCAUCUGCACCCCUCUGAGUUAUAACUCCAUUCAUACCAAUUCCUGGGUGAUGAAGGUAGGACUGGGGGUACUAAUGAGGGGCUUUGCGUCCACUGUGCCCCCAACUGUGCCCCUCUAUUGGUUCCCAUAUUGCCGUUCCCAUGUUCUUUCCCAUGCCUUUUGCCUCCACCAAGAUGUCAUGAAACUCGCCUGUGCUGACAUCACAUUUAAUCGUGUUUAUCCAGUUAUUCUGGUUGCUUUGACUUUCUUCCUAGAUGCUCUGAUUAUCCUCUUCUCCUAUAUUUUAAUCCUGAAGACAGUUAUGGGCAUCAUUUCUGGAGAAGAGUGAGCUAAGGUCCUUAACACCUGUGUCUCCCAUAUUAGCUGUGUUCUGGUAUUUUAUAUUACUGUGAUUGGCCUAACUUUCAUCCACAGGUUCGGGAAACAUGAACCACAUGCGGACCACAUUACCAUGAGUUACAUCUACUUUCUCUUUCCUCCAUUCAUGAACCCCAUUAUAUAUAGCAUCAAGACCAAGCAAAUUCAGAGAAGCAUCAUUUGCUUAUGUUCUCUGCACAGAAGGGCUUGA
Messenger RNA from Hyaena hyaena (striped hyena), 1188 nucleotides. RefSeq names its product olfactory receptor 51B4-like. The record is from RefSeq and is a predicted model, not a curated record. Gene Ontology annotation, molecular function: olfactory receptor activity; G protein-coupled receptor activity. Gene Ontology annotation, cellular component: membrane. Gene Ontology annotation, biological process: G protein-coupled receptor signaling pathway. The transcript has 3 exons. Lineage: Eukaryota; Metazoa; Chordata; Mammalia; Carnivora; Hyaenidae.